Messenger RNA from Zychaea mexicana, 1256 nucleotides. RefSeq lists its product as uncharacterized. Gene Ontology annotation, molecular function: DNA-binding transcription factor activity; protein dimerization activity. Lineage: Eukaryota; Fungi; Mucoromycota; Mucoromycetes; Mucorales; Lichtheimiaceae. The coding region runs from base 302 to 991 and encodes 229 amino acids. The record is from RefSeq and is a predicted model, not a curated record. The transcript has 2 exons. Gene Ontology annotation, cellular component: nucleus.
CUCUCUCUCUCUCUCUCUCUCUCUGGCGUGUGUAUGUGUAGGGAUACGUUUUUCGCGUUUGUUUUAAUCUUUUUCUUUUUUCAAUUAGUCUCAAUAUACCACCACUGUUUCUGCAGAAUCAGCAAAAAACGAAGCUCAAGAGCCAACCUCAGCACAACAGUCACCGCAGCCAACCUGUUUGACAACGUCUUCUGCACCAACCACCCUUCCGCAGCCUCAAAUAUGGCAUAAGACCUCAUUAGCACAACAACCAUCGCCCAAUCCAUCACAGCACGUUGACCCGUCAAAUCAAGACCCAGCCAUGUCCGAAGAACAGAAUCGUGUAGAUACAACUGCAGCAGCAGCACUGUCAAAGCAACAGAAACAGCAACCAUCACCCUCGCAAUUAGCUCCAGCACCCACAAAGGCGAAAGGACAUAGCAACCGCAAGCAGCCGCAACAGCUACGACCGAACAGGGCUGCUAACACACGAGACCAGGAUAAUACUACUAAUAACAACAACAAUAACAAUGAUGAUGAUAGCAGUGGAACGGGUACAGAAACGCCUGCACCAAGCUCGCCAACAUCGAUGGAAAAACCCUCGGUAGGGUCCGAAGAGUGGCAUCGACUGCGCCGUGAGAACCAUAAACAGGUGGAACGUCGACGUCGAGAAACGAUCAAUGAAGGAAUCAAUGAGAUUGCAAAGAUGAUACCGGGUAACGAGAAGAACAAGGGGCAGAUCUUGCAUCGAGCUGCAGAGCAUAUCCAGACACUCAAAGAUCAACACGCCGCGGCUCUUGAGAAAUGGACUUUGGAGAAGCUGUUGACUGACCAAGCGAUGGACGAAAUGAGUCGACAAGUGGAUGGAUUGAACGCCGAGCUGGAUCAAACACGAAAAGAGAACGACGAGCUCAAGCGACGUCUGGGGAUAUAUAAUGAUAGUGAAGAUGCUAAUGCGGAUAGCAGGGCAGCUAAGCGAAUGAAGGCUCAGGUUAUCCCAAAGUCCAAUUAACCCUUUUUUUCCCGCUCUUCUUCUUGACACACUCUUGAAUGUUUCUGUCUUGGUAUAGUAGUAUAUGCAUACCCAGCCAUCCACCUGCUCUUCCUCUCACCCCCCCCCAAAUACUCAACAAAUUGAAAAUAUUCAGUUCAUUCAGUUCUUUUCUAUUUUUAUUCCACACCCACACAAAGCAAUAAGAGAAAAAAUAUGUAUUUUAUUGACAAACAAAGAAUGGAAGUGGAAGGAACGGAAACAUUUGCAAAAAGACGGUUUUUUA